Molecule: messenger RNA, 1504 nt
Organism: Prorocentrum cordatum
Lineage: Eukaryota; Dinophyceae; Prorocentrales; Prorocentraceae
Source: the annotation of a GenBank genome assembly
AGCCGUGCGCGCUGGGAGGGGUGUCUGGCGUUGUGUCCCGGCCCGGGUGGCCCGGGCGUGAGGAGCGGGCGCCCCCCCCCGGCCCCCGUGACCCUUCCGCUCAUCCCGGCUCCUCUUGGCUCUCGCCUUCCCACCGCCCCCUUCCCCUCGCCUCCAUUGGCUGCGAUGGCGGGUCUGCCGCAGGGCUCUUCGUCCACGAGUAAAAGCCAUUGGCACGAUUGCAUCGACCAGUCGGGCAUCCUCUACGAGUAACUGGCGGCUUGAUGGCGGAGCAACUCGCCCGCAUCUUCGGGACCGAGGAGGACCGCGUGAACUGCCCGUUCUACUUCAAGAUCGGCGCCUGCCGAAAUGGCGACCAGUGCAAUCGUCUGCACAACAGGCCGACCAUGAGCCAGACGCUGCUGCUGUCCCACAUGUACCCGAACACGCCCGAGUCUCUCGCGCUCGCCAACGACGAGCCCUGGGACGACGACAUGUAUGACCGCGCGCAACAGCACCUGGAGGCGUUCUACAUCGAGGUUUUCCUGGAGCUGGCCAACUACGGUGAGAUCGAGGAUCUGGUCGUGGUUGAUAAUCUGUGCGAUCACAUGAUCGGCAACGUGUACGUCAAGUAUUACCACGAGGAGGAUGCCGAGCGCGCGCUGAUGAAGUUGACAGGCCGUUUUUACAGCGGCAAGCUUAUGCAGGCGGAGUACACCACGGUGUCGGAUUUCCGCGAGGCCCGAUGCCGCGCGUUCCACGAGACCCGCUGCAACCGCGGGGCCUACUGCAACUUCAUGCACAUCAAGCACAUCCCUCGAGCAAUCAAGCGCCGUGUCGUGCGUGAGAUGUACGACGACCACCCGGAGUAUCUGGGGCAGACUCGUAGCAAGAAAGAGAAGGACAAGGACCGGGACCGCGACCGCGACCGCAAGAAGGACAAGGACAAGGACCGGGACCGCAGCCGCAGCAGGCGCCGCGACAAGGAGAAGAAGGAGAAGGAUGGCGAUGACAAGGAGGGCGCUCCUCCUGCUCGCCAGACUUCUGAAGAGCGCCGCGCCAUGAUCGCGCAGUGGAACCAGGACCGGGAGGGCGGCGGCGGCGGCGUGAUUGGGUGAGCGCCGCCGCCUCCUCUGCCAAUGCCGUGCGGCCGACGCGGGCGCCGACGCGGGGCGCCCGAUGCGGGCGCCGACGCGGGGCGCUGGUCUGCCCUCGCCUCCUCGUGAGGAGCCCAGUGGCGGCCUGCGACGCCGGGUGUGAGCGACUGGGAGCGGUGGGGGUUAGCGGCGCGCACGGAGCGCGGGGCCAUCACGGGAUGGUCACGUGCUGCACAAGAGCCUCUCGGGAGCGCCGGAGCGCGGCCCGAGCAGAGGGGGCAGCUCAGACACCAGGCCCCUGGUGGCUCUGAGGAAGGUGCUGGCGCUGCAUCGCGCAGUCAGGGCGCUCCUUCCCUCGCCAAGCCGCCGUCCUCCCUCCUACCUCCUCCUCCUCCUCCUCCUCCUCCUCCUCCUCCUCCUCCUCCUCC